AUGACGACUGUGGAUAAAAUCAAAGAGAUCGAGGCCGAAAUGGCCCGUACUCAAAAGAACAAGGCAACGUCUCAACAUUUAGGUCAGCUCAAGGCCAAGCUGGCCAAGCUGAGACGUGAGCUGUUGACUCCUAGCUCUGCUGGCGGUGGCGGUCCUGUGGGUUUCGAUGUCGCCAAGACAGGAGUUGGACGCAUUGGAUUCGUGGGUUUCCCUUCAGUUGGAAAAUCAACAUUGAUGUCCAAAUUGACAGGAACACACUCUGAAGUGGCAGCAUACGAGUUCACAACGUUAACAACAGUGCCCGGUGUGGUUCAGUACAACGGAGCCAAACUCCAGAUUUUGGAUCUUCCUGGAAUUAUUGAGGGUGCCAAGGAUGGAAAGGGUCGUGGUCGUCAGGUCAUUGCGGUGGCUCGAACAUGCUCAUUGAUUUUCUUAGUGUUGGAUGUGUUGAAACCCUUGGGCGACAAGCGGAUUAUCGAAAAGGAAUUGGAAGGAUUUGGUAUCCGAUUGAAUCAAAAGCCUCCCAACAUUUACUUCAAGAAGAAGGACAAAGGAGGCAUUAGUAUGACCAAUACUGUACCCUUGACCCAUUUAGAUUUUGAUGAGGUCAAGGCAGUGUUGAGCGAGUACAGGAUCCAUAAUGCGGAUAUUUCAUUCAAAUGUGAUGCGACGAUCGAUGAACUGAUCGAUGUGAUUGAAGGCAAUCGCGUGUAUAUCCCCUGUAUUUAUGUUUUGAACAAGAUUGAUCAGAUUUCAAUCGAGGAGUUGGAGUUGGUCUGUAAGAUUCCACAUGCAGUCCCGAUCUGUGCACAUCACGAGUGGAACUUUGAUGAGUUGUUAUCCAAGGCUUGGGAAUAUUUGGAUCUGGCUCGAAUUUAUACUAAACCGAAAGGACAAUUGCCGGAUUAUUCUGCUCCUGUGGUAUUGCGACGAGAGACAGCAACGGUUGAAGGAUUCUGUAAUACUAUUCACAAGGCUAUUUUACGUGAAUUUAAAUAUGCUCUGGUCUGGGGAUCAUCAGCAAAGCAUAAUCCACAAAAGGUUGGAAAGGAGCAUGUUUUGGCAGACGAGGAUGUUGUGCAGAUUAUUAAGAAGGUCUAG
Messenger RNA from Lobosporangium transversale, 1101 nucleotides. Its product is annotated as developmentally-regulated GTP-binding protein 1. The coding region runs from base 1 to 1101 and encodes 366 amino acids. NCBI's taxonomy places the organism in Eukaryota, Fungi, Mortierellomycota, Mortierellomycetes, Mortierellales, Mortierellaceae. The transcript has 5 exons. Gene Ontology annotation, biological process: cytoplasmic translation. The record is from RefSeq and is a predicted model, not a curated record. Gene Ontology annotation, cellular component: cytoplasm. Gene Ontology annotation, molecular function: GTP binding; GTPase activity.